CUUGACACAAGAUUGACGUUUCCAUUGUUGAUAUUUUCGCAGUUGCUACAGCGGUAUAUUCAUUUUUCGUAUGAAAAUGUGUUUGAGAUGUGGAAAAGAAAGAAAAUUCUUAAUUUUUGCUGAUUAAAAUUAUGACGCGUGGAUACAAAUUUAGUCGAAUUGUGGGUAAGCGGCAGUCGGUAAGAUGAAAUUCCCAUGAAAUAGGAAAUCAAAAUAUAAAGCACUUUCGGCAUUUUUGUAAAACGACAGUGUGAUAAAAAUGAAUCACAAUAAUAAAGAUCAAGUAGUGCGUGAUAUAGUUUGUAGAAGUCACUCGGCGAGGUCUGAAAGAGAUCUAUACCGUGUCUGCCCAUCAAAAUUAAAUAAGAGAGAGCUUGAGGACCUCUAUUUCGCUUUACUGGAAAACAAUUUAGAACUAAAAAGGACUAUCAAUGGGCAAAGAGACCAGAUUAAGACCUUAUCAACUAAGGUCCAAAGGAUGUCUGCGACACAAAAGGGCAGCUUUGGCAGAGAAUCUCGAGAGUGCUGUUUGACAACCAAGGCUGUUGUUAAUGAACAGAAAGAUAUGAUAGCAGAGCUGAAAAAGUCAAAUGAGCGCAUGUCAGAACGCAUCCGUCUUCUGAACAUGAGGUUGUGUUCAGCCAAGCAGUUUGUUAAACGCAGCCCCUCACAGUUGACCACACGCUGCAUCAAAUGUUCCACUCAAACAGCCACUUCACCUAAAAAUUCUUCUACAAUAGCAUUAACAACGAAUAUAAGUGAGAGCAACCUGAAGACUACCGCUGUGUCCUGUCAUGACCUCGUUGAAAAAGAUGUGCCAUCGACAAGGUCUGUGCAAACUGAAACCAAUGAAGAACAUAAAAAAGAAGACCAAGAAAAACCUUGCGAGGAGAACAAAUGUAGAACUCUGAUGGAAGAGUUGAAACAGAAAAUAGUUAACUUGCAAGAGGAACUUUCAACGACUCACAUGGAGUAUUCGUCGCGCAUCGGCCGGUUGGAGAUGGAGGUAUCGUCGCUGCAGGCUCGAGACCGCGAGGGUCAGGAGAUCGCUUCCCGGCUGACACGGGCAGAAAUACGAAACGGCGAGUUGGCAAUGGAGUUGGCUAUAGAAAAGGGGAAGGUGGCGGAGUUAGAGACGAGCGUUAAAGCGGCGCAGAUGUCCAGCAAGGUGGCAGCCACAAUAGAGGGACACCUUGCUACUAUCAAUCAAGCAAGACGCGAGUCGUACUGUCGACCUCCAUUAUGUUCCCCGUGCUGUCCAGCAGAGUGGGAGGAACGGUCUCCGAGGUUGCAGGCGCUGGAGUCGACGCCUACGAAAGCCGUGAGCUCUGUCGAGUUCAGACUCGACAAUUACGAUAUUAAACCUGCUAAAAACUCAGACGAUUCGGGUUAUACCGAUGCCAAUAAGAGCACUGAAAUGUCUGAUGAAAAGGGUCUAAACAAAAUUAACCAGGAGUUGAUGAAAAAAAUUGUAGAAUUACAAACACAAUUGGAUCAGAUCCAAGUUACUGCUACCGGUGAAUCUAUAAAGGAUGAAAAAUCUUCCGAACAACCACUUAAAUCAGAUGAAUUGGUAAAUGGAAAAUUGAUCGAACCAUUAUCAGUGUUUGUAAAAAACGAAGGCUUCGUUAUAAUAGAGCCUGUUAAAGAUGAUAUAAUUACGGAGCGAUCGGUUAAGGUAGAGGAUAUUAAAAAAAAUGAACUCAACAGCGAACAAUCUACAACAAACGCACUAAACAUUGUCAAUGAACAGAGUUCUACGAUAAUUCCUGUGGCUAAAUAUCCUCUGGUUUGGCUGAGCGACGGCCAGAAGAAUUUAGAAGAUACUGAUGAGGGAUCGUACACGAUACAACCAAGUGACAAGCCUCCAACACCAGAAGCAAAACCAGAUACUCCAGAACCUGCAAAAGAUGAUCACAAUAAAUAUCAAAUACCAGGGCCCAUAGCAUCUGAUACUAAUAAAGCUAACAAACAUGUCAGAAGACAGAGUAUUGAUAAAGGAACCAUUUCUAGAAGCAAAGAAUGUCAGAAUGAAGUUGAGAAAGAUAGUAAUACGCAAGUACAAUGUUCUUCAGCGAAGAAUACUCAAGAAGAAGACAAAACUGCAGUCAACUUUAUUAGUAAUGGUAAAGAUAUUCAGGAUGUUGACAACGUUUCAGUGAAAUUCAUUGAUGACAAGACCAAGAAGGAUUCCAUAGAAAUAAUGAAACAGAGACUUACAAAUAAAUCUUCUAGAACUGGCAAAAGUAUAGACAUGCCAUUGAUUGCAGAGAAUAGAUUGCCAGAGAAUAAUCAAGAUCAUUCAUUGACUAAUUAUUACGUGGAUCCUACGAAAUCCAACCGCAUACUGAGUAUGGAACAAAGUCGAAAUUUGCCAGAGAAAAAGGACACGCUAGUGUCCGGUGCCCUGACGGCGGGCGAGCCGCUGGAGGCGUGCGUGCGCAGGCGCAGCGCGUGCGCGUGCGUGUGCGCGGGCGGGCGCGCGCGCUGCUCUGUAGCCUUCGCGGAUGUCGACACCCGCACUCGCUGCCACUGCAGGCGUCCGGAAUGUGAACAGUUGACAAUGUAUUCCAUCGGUACCCAAAUGGACUACCAAGCGGCAGUAGAGAGCUAUCCCUCGUACAAGCCGCCAGUGGUUGACGUGCCCGCCACGUACACCGUGCAGUCCGAGGGCCGCACCUCCCGCGCCAGCGAGAAGGACACCGACCACGAGAUAUCCGCCAUGACUGAUCUGUCCACAGAGAGAGGAGGAACAAGUCCGUCGCCGCUGUCUCCGGGCGAGGACAAGCCUCCGAGCGGCUCGCGGUCCCACUCCGCGCCCACCACCGACUACGGCACGCUCAGCGAGGGGGAACUACCCACUGUGGCGAGAGCGAGAAAAUUAUCUGUCGGAGAACGACCCAUGACCGACAUCACGAACGGUGCUCAUCGAAAGUUCUCCCAGCAAAAUAUGGAGGAAGCCUUACACGCCAUCACCGAGGAACUCGCGCGCUGCAAACAGCUGCUGCACCAACAGAGGCAGCACCAGCGUGGUAAAGUGAAGUCGGUGGACGCGGAUGUGACGGCGGACUUGUGUCCCGCGCCCAUAGCCCUGAAGCGGGCGCCGGGCAACCAGAGGAUCGGGGACACCUUCACUCCCAAAUGUAUCUUCACGCUGCAUAUUGGCACCGUGGUGCUCUCUGAUGAGGCAGUGUUGAACUCUCGCGACAUGUCCCUGGUGCUGACGUGGAAGUUUUACGACCAAAACUUGGCGAUGACGCGCAUGCGCGCCGGCCGGGUCGUGCUCUUCGACUUCUCCACCGAAUACGACGUCAAGAUCACUGAUGACUUCCUCAAUUAUAUGAAACAGGAAGAGAUGCCGAUAAUAAUAUGCGAGUUGGACAAACAAGACGAGCCGUUUGCGAGCUGCGCGCUGCCACUGCGAGAGGCGCUGUUACAUACAAACAGAAGGGCUGACAUGUCUUUAGCUUUGGUGGCGGGUCCGCAGCUCCGCCUGGCGCGCGGCGCGACGGACUCGCUGGACGGCGGCGACGAGGUGGGCGUGCUCGACCUGUGGUGCAUGCUCCGCGCCGAGCCGCGCCUGCUGCCCGCCAUCAACCGCGCCAUCGCCAGGCCGGCCCCGUCCCCGCAGCCGAGCAGCGCCUCGCGCAUCAUGGAGCAGGUGCUCGCCGACGACCACUCCGACCGCCUCUCGCAGGAGCUGGAGCUGCACGUGGGGCAGCUGCGGCGAGGGUCGGGGGCCAGCCAGGGCGUCGGCUCAUCGCGUUGGAAUACUCGGGACUUGAGCGUCGUGACGCGAGUUGGCCCCUUCGGGAAAGAAAGUGACACGCCGUCGGUAGUGCCCGCCUACGAUUAUUAUGACGUCCACAAAUACCCGGUGGUGCGCAGAAGAAGUUCACAGAAACAACGCAAGUCGGGGCAAUCUGACUCGUUGAAUACCGACUUUGGACCCAAAAGACCUGCAGAGUUUGCACCUAAAAAGAUAGAUGAAGGCUCUAAAUGGCAGUCGCCGUUCCAGAAUAUUACGUCGUCGGGAAUCAUAAUUAACGAAGUGCCAGCCAACAUAAAAUCAACGGAAGAAAUGAAACAAGCUUUAAAGAGACUGCGCUAUGGCUGCGACUAA
Messenger RNA from Manduca sexta (tobacco hornworm), 4123 nucleotides. RefSeq lists its product as uncharacterized. NCBI's taxonomy places the organism in Eukaryota, Metazoa, Arthropoda, Insecta, Lepidoptera, Sphingidae. Gene Ontology annotation, biological process: non-motile cilium assembly. The transcript has 30 exons. Gene Ontology annotation, cellular component: ciliary transition zone. Bases 260 to 4123 code for a protein of 1287 amino acids. The record is from RefSeq and is a predicted model, not a curated record.